This is a messenger RNA of Thecamonas trahens ATCC 50062, 2080 nucleotides long. Its product is annotated as cellulose-binding family II. The transcript is spliced from 2 exons. The coding region runs from base 136 to 1809 and encodes 557 amino acids. NCBI's taxonomy places the organism in Eukaryota, Apusomonadida, Apusomonadidae. The record is from RefSeq and is a predicted model, not a curated record.
CUGUUGGUACUGGCUGAUCCGCUAGCUGUAGAGCCAGAAGGAGUGCCUCAGUCCGAUUCGCUCUCGCUACCGGUCCUCUAUCUGGAUACUAAUGGCUCGAUCGUGCCCAAAGAGCCGCGUAUUCCGGCUACACUGAUGCUGCUCGACCCGCUGCCACUGCCGGGCGGUGCCGCGACUGCCAACGUGUCGAACCUCGUGCCGAGCGCUGUGUACGAAGCGUCGAUCGAACGGCGUGGGCAGACGUCGAUUCACUUUCCCAAGCGCCAGCUGCUAAUGCACACUGAGCUCCAUGGCGUAGUCCUGCUCGGCCUGCCGGCCACCCACAAGUGGGUCUUGCACGGGCCGUGGGUCGAUCGCACCCAUGUCCGCAACGCCUUCACCUACGCUCUUGUCCGGACCGCCUUUGGCCGCUACGCGCCGCUCACCACCUUUGCCGAGCUCUUUCUCGACCAGGCCGCCGAGCCGGUCCUCAACAUGGAGACCAACUACAUGGGAGUUUACACGAUUGUCCAGAAGAUCUCCACCGCCUCGGCCUCGCUCGACAUCUCCAAGUCGCACGGGAUGGUGCUCAAGUUUGGCGUCGCUGGCGACGACGACGUUGCGGUUGACGUCAUCAAUGACGCCGGCGUCAACGUCUCGUGCGUCAUCGAGCACCCCGACGUCGAAGACCUCACCGCUGCCCGCUUUGACGACAUCGCAGAGACUGUUCGCGCUGUCUCCCGCGAGCUGGCAGCGUGCAACACCUCGCUCCCCUGCAACUACGCUCCGCUCAUCGACGUCGCCUCGUUUGUCGACUUUGUCAUUGUCCAGGAGCUCUCCAAGAACAUCGACGCCUACCGCAAGUCGUUCUUCCUCCACAAGGACACCCACGACAAGUUGACCGCAGGCCCUGUCUGGGACUUUAACAUUGCUUGGGGCAAGUCCAACUUUCUGGACGGCGACACCGUCGACGGCUUUGUCUUUGCCAACCCGGACAUGCUUGCCGAGGACCCGUCGCCGCCGUUUUGGAUCUCGGCCCUGCUGGCUGACCCGGCCUUUGCCUGCGCGUUGCGCUUCCGCUAUGUGCUGCUGCGCCAAGGCCCGCUCGGAGAUGCCCCGCUCGUUGCCCUGUUCAACGCAACGCUCGCCGCCAUCCCCCCUUCCGCCUUUGCCCGCAACUUUGAGCGCUGGCCGCUCCUCGGCCACUGGAUCUGGCCCGACCCCUACGGCCGCUCACCCGAGUCGGUCGCCCAGGCCGCCGACUGGACCAUCGACUUUAUCCUCGCUCGCGCUGCCUGGCUCGAUGCUGCGCUCCCUGCGCUUGGCCCGGCCGUCUGCCCGCCCCGCCCACCGCCUACCGCCACGUUGGCCAGCGACGCACCUGCUGCUCUGGUCACAGGCGGCCACGUCCAAGUUCAAUUCUCCACCGGCAUGGACACGGCCGCAGUCGAGGCCUCUCUUCGCAUUAUGCGCGACGGCGAUACAGAAUCCGGCUCUGGCCUGGCCUGGCGCGCCUCGUGGCGCGACUCAGUGACCGCCACGUCUGGCACACUCCACAUCGGCGGCCUCGACGAACACUCCGAGGCAUCGACGUGGGCAACCGUCAAGGCGCUCGUGCUGGUGAGCGUUCUCGUGGUCUGCGGGCUCCUCGCCUGGCGCCGGUGGUACGCGGCUCCGUUUGCGCUCAUCACAGACAUCUCGGUCGAUCUGGAGCGCCGCGGCAUGCUCGAUGCAAGCGGAACGGGUGUUAUUGUGGGAGAGAGAGGGUUCGACGAGGGACGAGGGAGCUCGGACGACGGCGACGACGGCAUCCGCCUUCUUCCGCUCUGAGAAGGCGUCAGAGUGUAGCGAUUGUCGCUGCGCCGGGGUAGUCGGGCAGCGCAAGCUUGUGCUUGGCGGCCACGUCCGGCGGGACAAAGCGGCCGCCGAUGAUGUGCGUCCCGUCAAAGUGCAGUGCACAGAGCUUGGGCAGCGUGAGCGAGACGAGGACCGCCGGCGAAAGGCCGACGCCGUUGACGUCGCCGGCAUCAACGUCCCAACCCGACGGCACGUCGACUGAGACCACCGGCUUGUCACACCUGGCCAUCGCCGCCACCACUGC